CUCUCUCUCUCUCUCCUACUGAGUCUUUGAUCCCUUCCUACCUUCCUCUUCCGACGACGUGCGCACAACGCAUUAACCCGCACAAAGCUAAGCUUCGUAUACACAUACGUUCAAUUCAACAACCCCUAACGUCCUCCGCCGCCCAUCUUCCACAUGACAAAGCCGCCGCCGCCGCCGCCGCCUCCCAUUCCUCCAAAACCUGCCGGAAGCUCCACAAGCCCUACCGUCGCCUCCCCCACCACCAUCCUCCAACCCCCUUCGCACCGCAAGCGCGGCCCCAAUCCCUCCAAAGUCUUCCGCGUCUUUCGCUCCGUCUUCCGCACUUUCCCCAUCAUCAGCCCCGCCUGCGGCUUCCACUCCCCCAUCCCCCGAUCCGCCCCCAGCGCCCACCACGACGGCCACAUCCACGGCGCCACCCGCACCACCGGCACUCUCUUCGGCUACCGCAAGGCCCGCAUCUCCAUCGCCAUCCAAGAGAACUCCCGUAGCAUCCCCAUUCUGGUCCUCGAGCUCGCGGUCCAGACCGCCCGGUUCAUGCAGGAUAUGGGGACCGGGCUGCUGCGCGUGGCGCUCGAAUGCGAGAAAAAACCGGGGGACCGCGUCCGGCUAUUAGAAGAGAAGAUUUGGUCCGCAUUCAUAAACGGGCGGAGGAUCGGCUAUGCGCAGCGGCGCGAACCGAACCAAUCGGAUCUCCACGUUCUGCAGCUUCUCCACGCGGUGUCGAUGGGCGCCGGGGUUCUUCCGCCGCACCUCGCCGACGCAAAUGACGGCGAGCUUGCGUAUAUGCGGGCUCAUUUUGACCGCGUUGUUGGCAGCAAGGAUUCGGAGACUUUCUACAUGCUUAAUCCGGAGACUAACAGCGGCCCCGAGCUCAGUAUUUUCUUCGUGAGGAUCUGAAGACUGCCGAGCUUUUCUUCGCAUGGCGGACUAGCUAUGAGUUAAGUUAUUCGAUCAAUAACUGUUCGUAGCUUAGUAAAAAUGAGUUGUAAAGGGUAAAAAUUCAUAUACUAUUUGUUGUUGUUA
Dendrobium catenatum is the source of this 1023-nucleotide messenger RNA. RefSeq names its product protein MIZU-KUSSEI 1-like. NCBI's taxonomy places the organism in Eukaryota, Viridiplantae, Streptophyta, Magnoliopsida, Asparagales, Orchidaceae. The record is from RefSeq and is a predicted model, not a curated record. Bases 154 to 897 code for a protein of 247 amino acids. Gene Ontology annotation, biological process: hydrotropism. The transcript has a single exon.